This is a messenger RNA of Penicillium angulare, 1539 nucleotides long. RefSeq lists its product as uncharacterized. The transcript is spliced from 4 exons. The record is from RefSeq and is a predicted model, not a curated record. The coding region runs from base 1 to 1539 and encodes 512 amino acids. NCBI's taxonomy places the organism in Eukaryota, Fungi, Ascomycota, Eurotiomycetes, Eurotiales, Aspergillaceae.
AUGCAGACUGCCGAUAUUGAUACCCAAUUAACAAGCUCGACUUCCAAAUUUCAAGCUGGAAAACCUAUUGAAAAAGCCCAGCCCCUGUCUGCCCAUCCCUCCCAGGCCACAGCGAAUGGUGAUUCUCCUACCAGAAAAGUGAUCACUCAGCAACAGGCAUCAAAUAAGUCAGGCUCCAAGCCUCGGAGCCUCGGGCUAAAUGUCUCAGCUAGGCCCGAUAGUUCUCCAUUGGCCAUACUAUUUAUGCCUCACGGGAAAUUAGAAAACGUCCAUUCUCGUAGUGGAAUGUCGACUCGCCCCGUUAAGUCUAAGCUCGGAAACCUAGAGUCUGCCAGCACUGAGCUAUCACAUUCUGCUGAGGCGACCGACCCAAGUCAUAUGCAAUAUCUGCAGCGGAGGGCGUCCAAUGCAGCAAAGUAUGGUAGGGCUGCCGCGGUGGCAGCGAGCCAGUCAAAGAAUGUUACCAUUGCUAGUACUUCACCAGUCGGGAUAUCGAGCAUUCGGAAUACGGUGUUAGCGGUAGAGACAGGAAGCAGCUCUGCCCAGCCUCCCCUUGUGGAAACAAGCCACGAGGCCGAUACUUCUCAGCAUACCGCAACAUCUCAUAACAUGAAUUCAAAUCUUCAUCAUGUAUAUGAAACCGUUGAGAAAUUAUCAGCUGGCGCUGCCCCGUUUUGGGACCUGUCAAAGUUCGUAUUUAGGUGCGCAAAGAGACCCUGCCCGAUGCGCUUCACAAAAUGGGACGGUAUCGCCGUCAUCUGUCCUCGGUGUGGACCUUUCUCGGCGAUAAGAUACUGCAGGAAGGAAUACUUAUGGGAGGAUAUCAAGUUACACUGGUUAGCUUGUGGCAAAUAUACGUUCAAUGUGCCUUGCGUACCAUUAUCUAUCCCGCCUGAAGUCCUAGCUGGCCCACCUAUGAUUCCAUUCAUAGAUGGCUGGAGCAGCCCUGAGCGACAUCGUCAGGCAGUAUGGUUCAGUACAGCCCAAAAAGAUGGAGACUACUUCAUCUCGCGGACUUGGAUGACCAGAAAUGCGAGGACCCCCGAGAGGCCAACCUACGUAGCCGUUGCUCGUCUCGAUUGCUUACCACUAUCAAAUGGGAGCAGCCGGGUCUCUGCUCUGGGGGGUUAUCUUUUUCAAAUGAUUCGUGACAAGUUGAACUCCCAGGGCCUAUGGGACGAGAGCAUUGACACCCAAGUUCAGCACCAGCUUAGGCUUGAGAUAGGUGUCGAUAUGAAAAUGCUUUGGCGCCAGAUUGGACAGAGAUACGCGUGCCUUACCGAAUGGACUGGUUUCCCUUAUAGUCAUUGCCAGGAUUCAACAUGCAUGUAUGAGCGUGCGAGAAAUAUGGGAUAUUCAGCUUGCGGCCGAGGGUUCGAGCGCGUGUGUCAAUAUAUGGAGUCCCAGUACUGGAUAAUUCGUGCAAACCGAACCACUCAUCCUAGAACGCAGAGUGUAGAGGCUCGGACACGCGGGAUUGGGUUACUUUGGAGGAUCGGCGAGUCUUCAGCCGCGGCGAGGGAUGGGAUGGGUGCAUGA